GGAGUCAGAGGAGGAAUCAGAGCGCGAAAUUAGAAACGGGGUCUCGACAGGAUUUGAAAAUAAAAAGAAAAGGAAGAAGAGUAACUCAAGUGAAUCCGGUCAGAAAGAGGAGAAAUAUCUUGUUGGGAUGAUAGCUGUGACACAAACAGACGGCAUUUUCAAGGAUCCGCAUGAGGUCGGAAAGUUUGUAGGAGGAAAGCUUGGAGAUGUACGAUCGGUCAGGAUGACAAGUGGGAUAGUUAUCAUUGACUGUGUAUCAAAGCGUCAGAGAGAUAGAGCACUGAAGAUUCGUGCAUUUAGAGAUCAUAGCAGUGUGAAUUGCUUCCCACUUGGAUCAGAAGUGAAGAAGAAGGGAGUAGUGACGGCGUGCCACUGACGGUGGAGGCCGAGUCAUUUCGGGAUAUUUAAGAUGUGUGUGAGGCACGAAGGCUUACAAGAUUCAGAAAUGGGGAGAAGGAGGAGAGUAACUCGGUGUGUUUGAUGUUUGAGGGGGAAUUGCCGGAAAGAGUGUAUCUAGAUUAUGUGUGUUACAGGGUGACAUGUUGAUAUGAGAUGAUAUGAGAGAGCGCCUCUCAGAUGUUUCUGCUGUCAGGAAUAUGGACAUAUUGCUGCAGUAUGGAGAGGAGGCAGAAGAUGUGGGAAGGAUAACUGUAAUGUUGAGAAGUGUACAGUGAAGAAAGAGCAAGCAACGUGCCUGCACUGCGAGAGAAACCACUAUACGGGAUCAGCACCGUGCCCAAAAAGAAUUAAGGAUGUAAAAGUGAAUAAAAUCAGAGCAGAAAGGGGAUUGUCAUAUGCAGUGGGUGGACACUGUAAAUAGUUUACACUGUGAAGCUGUUACAAUUCAGUAGGUGGCGGUAAUGCGCAAUUAGGGACGCUAACCGCCAUAAAACUCAACAGAAGAAGGAAGAUGUUUACAUUUUUUUAUUUCGAUUUUUAAAGUUCAUUGGUUUAAAGACGCCUUAGCACACAAGCAGUGUAACAUUGAUGUAAGGCAGACCCACGUCCAGCAGAACUUCAGAGUGCAGAUGGAGUUGGUGGUGGAAAAAGAAGGAAACCGCACAUUAUUCUGCCACCGUCUCGGCUGCUCCAUAACGUGUCGUAUUAACACAGCAACAUCGCGGAACAGUCGACCGCCUCAUCCAUGCAUUGGAGUCCCGGGCACCAUCGCACCCGCUCCGGCUCCGGCUCCAGCCAUGUCGGCCAGGAACGCAGCGGCUGGCGGCGGUGACAGAGCGGGAGGCGAGCCGGCAGAAGAUGUGCUGGUUGAGGAAAACCAUUGCAGUUCUGUGUCUUUGCCCAGCCUGAUGACCCCAUCCUCAGCUGCUGGCAUGUCCUUGAGCAUGGAGAUGCCCCGGAAGCGCAAGGGCAGCAUGGACAACCAGGAUACAAAAUCAGCUUCCAUCCCUGACGUAGAUAUGGAAGAUGACCAAAACGGGUCAGAUGGAGAGGACCAACAUGUCAAAAUGAAAUGCUUCAGGGAACCGCACAGCCAAAUUGAGAAGAGGAGACGGGACAAAAUGAACACUCUGAUUGACAAACUUUCAGCCAUGAUCCCUACUUGUAACCCCAUGUCACGUAAACUGGACAAACUCACUGUGCUCAGAAUGGCUGUGCAGCACCUCAAAUCUCUCAAAGGUUCAGGAAGUUCCUUUUCUGAAGCCAACUACAAACCGUCUUUCCUUCCCGACGAGGAGCUCAAACACCUUGUCCUCAAGGCUGCAGAUGGGUUCCUGUUUGUAGUGGGCUGUGAUCGUGGGAAAAUAGUUUUUGUCUCAGAGUCCGUCAUGAAGAUAUUAAAUUAUAGUCGGGCGGAGCUGAUAGGACAGAGCCUGUUUGAUUACAUACACCCAAAGGACAUGGGAAAAGUGAAGGAGCAGCUGUCGGCUUCUGAACUAUACCCUCGUGAACGGCUAAUAGAUGCUAAAACCGGUCUGCAGGUCCAGGCUGACCUCCCAGUCGGUGCGGUGCGGCUUUGUUCGGGCGCACGGCGCUCUUUCUUCUGCCGCAUGAAGCACAACAAAAUAUAUGUCAAAGUGGAGAAGGAAUUUCAAGCCAGCACCUCCAAAAAGAAAGAGUCGCAGAAGUACUGCACGGUCCACUGUACAGGCUACAUGCGCAGCUGGCCUACCAGUCAGUUGGGAGCAGGGGGUGAGGGUGAGGCAGACAAGCAGGAUAGCUCACACUUCAGCUGCCUGGUGGCGGUGGGACGUGUUCACUCCCACUCAUCUCCCCAGGUUAAUGGAGAAGUCCGAGUUAAACCCACUGAGUUCAUCACACGCUAUGCCAUGGAUGGCAAAUUCACCUUUGUCGAUCAAAGAGCGACAACCAUUCUCGGUUAUCUUCCACAAGAAUUGCUUGGGACAUCAUGCUAUGAGUACUUCCAUCAAGACGACUUACCACAUUUAGCUGACAGACAUCGAAAAGUGCUGCGGAGUAAAGAGAAAAUAGAGACAAGCUGCUAUAAGUUCAAAACAAAACAUGGCUCUUUCGUCACUCUGCAAAGUCAGUGGUUUAGUUUUGUAAAUCCCUGGACCAAAGAAGUAGAAUACAUAGUGUCAACUAACACAGUUAUAUCGCAUGAUCACAGUCGAACCAGUCGGUCGGGAAACAAGUCUGAGCAGUCAAGCAAUUCCAAGACUUCUGAAGAAGAUGGCAAGAAGUCCCUUCCAGUUAUACCAGGCAUCUCCACCACACCUGGAAAUAUGAUUUAUGCUGGAAGCAUAGGAACCCAGAUUGCCAAUGAGCUGCUGGAUUUCAACAGGAUGAACUCAUCACCUUCCAGUGGUAACGUCAGCCCGUUCAGUCUAACGCAGGAUAAGUGUCCUCAAACUCACAAUCAAAUCAACAAUGUGCCAAAUGGAGAGGCAACGGAUAUGGAGAUACCAGGAAAGUCCAGCUCUGAGGAUGAGCCCCAGGGAGCUGCAUUCUCAGGAGGAGAAUCACUCAUGGAGGAAAACUCCCAGCUGGAUUUGGACAGCGUGGUUGGACCGGGCCUUAGUAGUCUUAGCAAUGAUGAAGCAGCCAUGGCAGUGAUCAUGAGCCUCCUGGAGACAGACACAAACUUGGGAGAGGCUGUGGACUUUGAAGAGAUGCACUGGUCUUUAUAGAAUCUUACAAAAACACCAUGACCAUCAGUUUUUUUUUUUGUUUGUUUUUUAUGACUAGAACUGCUUGAAUGCUCUAAGAUGCAGCAUUCCCUUUUUUUGUUUUUUUUUAGGACUUUUUUCUUUUUUAUUUAUUAGGUACCUUUUUCCAUAUAAGCUAGUAGUCUUCGUGUGGCUGCUUUAAUAGGUAGCAGAAUCGCCGACAAUAAGGAACACCUGCUUGCCCUCUUCAGAAGGAGGACGUGCCUCUAAAGCCUUACAGCGGUCUGCCUGACAUGAAACGCUGUUCCUCACUGCUUUCCUCACGUUUACUGUCAUCCUCCGUUUAACUGAAGAGGCCUCGCAAGGUUGACGAACCCAUGAACACAAAUGAUAGUGAAUAAUGUACAAUAGCUCGGGAUUCUUGCUUGUAUUUCUCUCCUUUGACAUUUGAACAAAGGUUGGGAGUGACGAUGCAAAAAAAUUUGAACUGAAUCGAUUUCAUGUUUUUUAUAAGGUCGUAAUUUGAUUAGGUGCUGAUGUUGAAUUAAAAUGCGAGGAAGACAUCUUGACAACCUGGCCCAUCUCUGUGACCCCUCAGGAUCCAAGCCGUAGGUAGCCAGUGUACCACGGCAAACCACACUUCCAUAACCUCUAACUUUGAGAGUCACUUAAUGAUGUGUCACUCAGAGACUUUCUCUUGUCAGUAUCUGAACAUUUUCCAUGGAAACAGUCCAGUAACCUCCUCUCUUGUACACUGACUUGAACACACUGGAUAUGUGUGGAUUUGGUAUGAUUGCAAACACCAUGUCUUCAGGCCAUAUCUGUCUUAAAGGGAUAGUUUGCAUAGGAAGAAUAUUUUCAUUUUUUAGUAUGUACACUUCUAUAGACAUUUAGCCCCCAAUACUGGCUGCCUGGGUUUUAUUUGCCCUAGCUCUAAACAUUUAACAUUUCUUUGCAGAAAUUAUCCACCUUCAUGAAUUUGUUGGAGAGCAUCCAGUUUUGGUCACGGAUUUAUGAGCACUACAGUACUACUUCAUGCAAAGUGAAACUGCACCUUUUUUAGAGGUGCUGAAAUGAAGGUUUGGUAGCAACGGCUGAGCAGCAAACCAAUUUCCUUUUGUGACAUUUUAUCAAUACAUGUUUGAGGUUGAUCUCUGAGUAUGAUGGCAGAAGUGAUAACUCAGGGAGUGAUGAAAACAGAGCCGCCCUAUUUAAACACAAUGACAGUUCUUAGUAACUGUACCAGUAUGUUUGUCCUCCAGUUUAAGCUUUUACACACUUCUCUACAAUCUGUACAUUGGUAUGAGUCAUGUCUCGUAAUCAGUCUGUACUUGUUCACCUGUGCGUCUGUGUUCUUACACUUAUUGUAAGCUUUAUAAUCUUGCAGGUAAGCCAUAGCUUAAGCUGUUUUUUUCCCCAUGCACUGUUAUGCAGUCUUUCAAAAGACACGUUCGUGUUUCAUGUGCUUGUCAGAGACACACAACAUUGCCAUGCAUACAUUUAAGGGAUUAUGCUAUGCAGAGCUAUCAUUCCAUAUAUUCUAAACUUUAAGGUAUGUUUCUUUCUCUCUCCAUGUAAUAGUUACUCUCAUAUCAUGUAUGACUCAAAAGACUCCAGAGAGUAUAAGACAUGCUGCUGACUUAAUAAUGAUGUAAUAUGACAUUUAGUGAGAACUUGAAUGAGUUGUCUGGAUGCUAUUUACCUCCAUAUAGAGUUUUGUUUUGCUCAUGCUUACAAUUGCACAUCAUGGAUUUUACUAAGAAAACAUUGAUAGCCAUUAUGUUAUGACCUCUGUUAGUGAUCCACUGCUGAGAAUCAUGUGGCAGCCAUGUGACCUAAUGGGUCGAUGUAAGGUACAAUUUAGAAUUACCAAAGUAUGUCAAAUUAUGUCACACAGUGAUAUUUAAAAAGAUUGGCAGUUUAAGCCUUGCUGAUUCAGUGUUUCAGUUUUAUUGUAUUGGCUUGUUUAAAAAAAUGUAAGUACACUUCCCCUGUUCCAGAUGAUGAACAAUUGAAACAUUUCUCAACAUGUUGUGAAUGCAAAUUGUACAACUCUGAAAGAGUUAUAUGAGAACAUGCUGAAAUCCAGCUUUAUUAUCAGUUGGCAUAUGGCACAUUGAUUUAGGGCUUAUUUGAUAUCCUGUUGACUGUUGUGUAUCUUACAUUUAUCAACUCACAUUUCUUUUACCUGAAUAAUUUUUGAGUGUUUGUACAUUGCUGUACUCUCAUAGGGAGUGCAAUGAAGAGUAAAGUUAGUAUGUUAAGUCAGUAUAUGUUAACUUAAUUUUAAGCGUUUAGAUUGUGUAUCUGUACCUUAUCCUCAGUCAUUAGUACCAAAACCAGUCAGUCAAGACAACAGCGACUGUAUUGCUGCCCAAAUAUACAAUAUAUGGAACUGUGUAGCUUUUAUGCCAUGCCAUCGUUCAUAUUCGUAUCUCGGGCCACGAUUUAUCGUCAUCUCUUGAGGACUUAAGGAUUUUCCAACAAGAACUCUUGUUUCGAGGAUAGAAAAGGCUGUUGUGAAUCAUGAAGAAUACUGUCUUUUCUCUCUAAUGCUUGAAUUACGAGGAGCCAGUGGAUGGAGCGGCUUAACUCACAAGGACCCUCCUGCUUGUGUCCGAAGUGCCUUUGGCCACGUCUGUUCGGACACACAAUAAACCUGUGCUGAUUAUGGAGACCGCCUGCCACCCAGCACCUCCGCAGACUGAAAGGAAGGCUAAAAUUUAUCUUUGGAUUAACUUGAUGCAACAUGGCAUACUGUGCACAUCAUGAAUGACACAGAGGCUCGUUCGCAGAUGAAACAGGAGCUGCACAUGUUGGUUUCAGCGCUUACUACCUAACCAAACAACCAGAGCUAUGGAGUCGUGCCAUAGACACAGACUGGUCUUUUUAAAGGCAACAAGUCCAUUUUGUACUUUUUUUUUUUUUUUUUUUUUUUGGUUCCUGUUCUUCUUGUUCAAUCAUUGCACUGUUGUAGCUGUGAUUUCUCCAGAAAGCUAAGACUUUGUUCUCAUUUAAGCUUAUUUGGUGGUGACUGGGUGAUGUACCUUGCUGAGAGGUCACAUAUUUUGCUUCUGUCUCCAUUUGAAAUAAAACAGUAGAUUUUGUAAGAUAGGGAACAUUAUGUUUUGAUUUCAUGCCCUGCUUUGUGUCUAGUUGCAUGCCGCUUUUGUAUAAUUUAUUACUGGUUUUUGAAAUGUGUUGCAUCAUUAGACUUUGGAAGUUAAGCCAGACUGGUGUUUGUGUAUGCACUGACACGGUCAACUGUCACUACAGGAAGAAGGACCUUAACCUUUGGGAUUAUAUUGGGCUGUUGGGAGCUUGUUACUGCCUCCAUUGUACCACUUCCUGCCACUUGAUAAAUUCAUUUUUGUUUUGA
Molecule: messenger RNA, 6468 nt
Organism: Siniperca chuatsi (mandarin fish)
Lineage: Eukaryota; Metazoa; Chordata; Actinopteri; Centrarchiformes; Sinipercidae
Gene: bmal2
Product: aryl hydrocarbon receptor nuclear translocator-like 2
Exons: 18
Coding region: 1029-3110 (693 amino acids)
Biological process (GO): regulation of transcription by RNA polymerase II
Cellular component (GO): cytoplasm; transcription regulator complex; aryl hydrocarbon receptor complex
Molecular function (GO): RNA polymerase II cis-regulatory region sequence-specific DNA binding; DNA-binding transcription factor activity, RNA polymerase II-specific; protein dimerization activity
Source: RefSeq, a predicted model, not a curated record